Papaver somniferum (opium poppy) is the source of this 1966-nucleotide messenger RNA. RefSeq names its product pentatricopeptide repeat-containing protein At5g18390, mitochondrial-like. The record is from RefSeq and is a predicted model, not a curated record. Gene Ontology annotation, molecular function: protein binding. Lineage: Eukaryota; Viridiplantae; Streptophyta; Magnoliopsida; Ranunculales; Papaveraceae. The transcript is spliced from 2 exons. Gene Ontology annotation, biological process: RNA splicing. Bases 17 to 1450 code for a protein of 477 amino acids.
CUCUACCAAAACUCAAAUGUUCCUCUCUACUGCUCUUCUCCUUCUUCGUCUAUCCCGUAAAUCCCAACAAAACCCUAAUUUUCGAAUCUCAAUAUCCAAACCCAUUACUUUCCGAUCACUCCAAACCCUAACUACUAAACUUAAACACCUUAACAAUGUCGAAAACGAAAGCAACACCAGCAGCAGAGGUGGAGGGGUUUCAAAUGAUGAUUAUUUCGCUGCAAUUCAUCAUAUAUCCAACAUAGUUCGUCGUGAUUUCUUCUUAGAGAGAACUUUACAAAGGAUGCAAAUCAAUGUAACAUCAGAACUUGUUUUUAGAGUUCUCCGAAGUUGCAAUAAAUCAGGUAUUGAAUCAUUUAGGUUUUUUAAUUGGGCAAGAAAUCAAUCUAAAUAUGAACCAACCACAUUAGAGUAUGAAGAACUUAUUAAAACUUUAGGAAGGACUAGAAACUGGGAUACAAUGUGGAAAGUUGCUGAACAAAUGAAAAAACAAGAAUUUUGCUUAACACCUGAAACUUUUUCUAUGAUUAUUGAAUCUUAUGGUAGGCAUGGUUUAACUGAUCGAGCUGUCGAGGUUUUUAAUCGGAUGAAGGAUUUUAAUUGUGAACAAACAACUCAAGUUUAUAAUUCCUUGUUAUUUGCUUUAUGUGAAGUUAAGAAUUUCCAAGGUGCUUAUGCUUUGAUUAGGAGAUUGAUUAGAAAAGGGGGUGUUCCUGAUAAGAAGACGUAUUCGAUUCUUGUUAACGGUUGGUGUUCAUCUGGUAAACUUAAAGAAGCUCAACAAUUUUUAGAGGAAAUGAGUAGAAAGGGUUUUAAUCCACCUGUUAGAGGUCGUGAUCUUUUAAUUGAUGGUUUACUUAACGCGGGAUAUCUAGAAUCGGCAAAAGGGUUGGUGAGAAAAAUGACUAAAGAAGGGUAUUUGCCUGAUAUAUCGACUUUUAAUUCUUUAUUAGAAGCUAUUUGUAAUUCUGGUGAGAUUGAGUUCUCUAUUGAACUUCUUCGGGAUGUUUGUAAGUUAGGGCUUACUCCUGAUAUUACAACUUAUAAGACUAUGAUUCCUGCUGCUUCGAAGCUGGGUAAACUGGAUGAAGCUUUUAGGCUCUUGCAUUGUUCGAUUGAGGAUGGACAUAAGCCAUUUCCGAGUCUGUAUGCGCCAAUUAUUAAAGCACUUUUUAGGAAUGGGCAGUUUGAUGAUGCAUUUAGUUUUUUCAAUGAUAUGAAAGUUCAAGGGCAUCCACCGAACAGGCCUGUUUAUACUAUGUUGAUUAAAAUGUGUGCAAGGGGAGGGAGGUUCUUUGAGGCUGCAAAUUAUUUGAUUGAGAUGACAGAGUUGAAUUUGGCACCCCGAACACAGAAUUUCGAUAUGGUUACUGAUGGACUAAAGAACUGUGGGGAGCAUGACUUGGCGAAGAGAAUAGAGGAAUUAGAGAUAUCACUCUGUGGUGCUUGAGAUAGAAACUUUUGAAAGUCUGAAGAAAAUGUGCUGUGUCGGUAACAUAUUUGUGUUCUGCGGCUUAUCAUGUUGGGCAAUGCAUAUACCUAUACGAAUUGGUUUUCGUUGCAGGUUGGUCUUUUUUCUGCGUCAAAUACAUAAUCUGGAAAUAUCUAUAAAGGAGCUUUAAUGGCAGAGCAAGAGGCUGAGGUAGCAAACAGAUGGACACGAUACUUUAUCAGUAUCUUGCGGUCUCGUCUACAGUGAUGCUGACACAAUCAGACACGACGGAGAGUACAUUGAAAAUGCAGGUGGUGAUCAACAAAGUAGAGAUUUUGAGCCAUUCUACUGCCAUGGACAACAAUAGGAUAGUGAACUCUCAAAGCUUGUGGAGCCUUGUCCACGAGUCUCUGGGUUCAGCAAAUGCGACAUGCAGAGAACUGUGUUGUAUUAUUGACAAGUUUUAUUCUAUAUCCAGCAACCGAGUUGUUAUUGUUGUACACUACCUGUUAUGGAUUAUUUACGUUACUGUUA